Molecule: messenger RNA, 3570 nt
Organism: Liolophura sinensis
Lineage: Eukaryota; Metazoa; Mollusca; Polyplacophora; Chitonida; Chitonidae
Source: RefSeq, a predicted model, not a curated record
UUGACGGCUGAAACAGGAAUAUAGCUAUUUAAUUUUGCCACUUCUUUACAUUUGGAGUGAUGAGAUGGUCCCUACAAACUGAGGCUCAAAUAUAAAUUGACCCAGCACACACAUCUCUCUAAUGGCCAGCUGAUGUAAGUGAGCAAUGAAGGUGAGGAUGACUUCCACAGUCCAGAUGAAGAGAAGUCAUUUGAUUGGCAUCAGCUUCAUUAUUAUGCUUGUCCUCUAUGUGGUCUUCAGUUCACUGCGACUAGGUUGGCUCAGCUCUUUGCAUGGACAGUCAGAUGAUGCUGGAAGCUCCCAUGGCAGUGGCACACUAAAGAGGGGGAAAUACAGCGUCUGGCCGGAUUUUAGUGUAGCUUUAGACAAACAGCCUGACUGGUUCGUCAAAAACUGCUGGCCAGGUGAGAAGCUUUCAGUAAGUGCCGUGUCACAGGUGAUGGGCAGGUGGGCUGAAGCUCUUCCCUUGCACUGCAGCGAGAUGUACAAGACGUUUGUGACGAUCUUUGAUGUGAAAACGCUAAAAACAAAGGUAUUGAUAGAAGGUCCUUUCGCUAAGAAGGUGAAGAAGUGGCUCGGAAACAACGAAGAUUUGUUUCAGGAAGCUAAUGACCAGACUGUGAUCAAAAUUUAUAAUUUUUACACUAAUGAACAAGUUUUGAUCAACCCACUUCGAGACAAGCGGCCAAUUGCUAAACCACAAAAGCCAGAGAGGGAGUUAUUCACUGCUCAAGAUCACUUUACACGACUUGAGUCUGAGCAUUCUGUGUCUGCCUCAAAUACGUUUAAGUGGGAUAAGUGGCAUGGAUUGAUCUUGACCAAACAGCAUCAUCCUCUCAACUGGAAUGAAGAACAGUUCAUGGAUCUCAUGAAGACAGCCAUGAAAUGGUUUGAGGUGGUGCAGGCCCAGGACACAUCCUUUUCCUACCCUGUGAUCAUAUGGGAUCUCCUGCCUCAUGCCAGUGCCAGUCAGAUUCACCCACACAUACACACUAAUCUCAAUGCUGAGCGAUAUUAUGGUUACCUGGAGAACUGGCGGUCAGCUGGUGAGCUGUACUAUCACGACACCAGUCGCAAUUACUUCACUGACCUGGCAGGUACUCACAAGGCUUUGAACCUCUCCAUCCAACUUGGAGAGGCAGUCGCUUUUGCUCACUUGAUCCCGAGGAAAGAUGAUGAAGUCGUAGUGAUGAGCCGUCUUCCAGAUGAAGACUUUUUCAAGCUAAUAUAUUAUACUGUGAGAGCCUUCAUAGAAGACAUGGAGAAAUUUUGCUUCAGUCUGGCCGUAGCAUUACCAACAAUGGGUGGUGACAAAACUGGACAGAUACCGGCCUUUGCCCGUAUAGUGACCAGAGGUUCUGUGUCCAGUAUACGCUCAGACAUUAGCUCUGUGGAUCUCUUUGUGGCCUCAAAUGUGAACAUAGACCCAUACAAAGUCAUUGGAUACAUCAGGAAUUCUGUGGCUAAACGUUAUACAGAUACUAGUGGUGCAUCAUUUUAAGGAGAGUAUUUGUGGGCUUACUUUUAGUGCAAAUUUUUAUAUGGUCGCAUAUUUAUUAUUACAUGGAAAUAGGGUGAUGUCAUAUGGAUGCUUUGAUAUAGAAACCGUACUGUUUUAGGCAGGAUUUUAAUGCUACUAAUAUGACCAUACUGCCUGUUAUAGGGUUCUUAAAUUUGCUACAUGGCGUGUGUUCACAUGCAUUCUUAUUUAAUAUGAUGUUAUUUAAAUUAAAAUGUACACUUUGUCAAAGAUUUACAAAUCUUAAAACAUAAAACUUAAGUUGUAAAAAAUUUAUCUUAUCAGCUUUAAUGUUGUUGUGCAUAAUUGAUAAUUGUUACAUUUACGUCCUUACAAUAUCAUGACAUACAUUGUGCAAAUAAUAUUUAUUGGUGAGAAAGUGUUUCUUAUUUUUAAUGGUGUCAUUUUGUCUGAGAAUUCAUAUGGCUCAUCAUUUUCUGGAUUUCUAAUAUUUGUCGUUUACAUAUUUUUAUGGCUGGCUGUAUAUUUAAGAAAAUGACGAUUUUCAAAAGUUUUCACAUUUUACAUGUAGAUGAUUGUGACAGUCGACUUUUAGAUGGCAAGAACUGAAGGCUUUGGAAUCUGACCAAAAUGUCAGAUAUCUGGCUUUCAUAUGUACUGAUACCACUAACGAAUUUAAUACACAGAAAUACCCCCUUGUAAAAUUUACUUACAUGUAGAAAUGAUAAGAUCUAUACCUAGACUUUUUGUAAAUUUGGCUAGAUACUGUUGUUAAGUGUCCUCAUGUUGUAUUUAUUUCUGUUUACAGUCAUCAUAACCUCUCUUUCUCAUCUCAUCUUUUUUUUUUAGUUAGACUCACUGCUGUUUUGGCUCACUGUGGUAUGAAAUAUUAUACAGGUGUUUUACCUAUCCACUUGGGUCAAAGAAAAUCAUAAUACACGCUUUCUCAACCAUACCUUCCUGUGGUGAGAGAAAGACUAUAUCUACCUAAAGCUAUGUUAGUGAAAUAUUUGACUUUCAUUUCAAAAGAAGACAGAAGUAGUGCUUAACAGGCAAAAAUAUUGGUACACUGUAAAUGAAUAUCAUUGGAUUGUUUCAUAUGCAUCUAUUGUCUAGUUACUCUUUCACUUAUACAUUUCUUUUAUAACUUCACAUGUUAGAUGUCGUCCAUUGAAGUUUGAAAACUGGUAUUUAUUAUCAAUCUGAAAUUUAGAAAUGUUGCUCAUAGUUGUUUUAAGAGUUUUACAUCAAAUAAUUUUUUGACAUCAAAAUCUGCCAAGUGUUGCAGCCAGUUGGAAUGACAAGAUGUGAAAUAUUGAACAAAAAAACGUUGGGUGUGAGAAAUUUUUGUUCAGUAUGAUGUAAUUUUAUGGAUCACACAUGGAAAUGCUACAUGUACCUUGUAUGACUAUAAAUGCAGCAAGAAAGUCCCGUAAAUGAUUUCGGUUUUGUGCAAAUUUUUUUUUGCCCAUGUUUAGUGUGUAUACCUCUCCCUCAUUAUAACAUGCUUCAAAAUAACACACUGAGAUAUAAAGCAAUCACAGUUGUUUCUUGCACACAUAUAUGUACAUACUUUGGAAAGUUUAAUUUAGGAAAACUUUCACAUUUUUUAUCUUCUUUGCGCUCAGAUGAUUGGUUAUAGUGCUACUUUUCAAUAAAAGCUACGCCAUUACGAUCAUGUGGCUUACAUCCAGCAGCUCACUGUGCCUGUUCCUAUAUUAUAUAUAUAACAGACUAUCAGUCAUUAAAGAUCAAACUUCUAUAACAUACAUUCCUUACAACACUGUAGGGGCUCAGUAGUUCAGAUGGUUAGCAUGCUAGCGCAGCGUAAUUACCCAGGAACCUCUCACCAGUGCGGUCGCUGUGAGUUCAUGUCCAGCUCAUGGUGGCUUCCUCUGGUUGUACAUGGGAAGGUUUUCUAGCAACCUGCGGAUGGUCGUGGGUUUCCUCUGGGCUCUGUCUGGUUUCCUCCCAUCAUAAUGCUGGACGCCGUUGUAUAAGUGAAAUAUUCUUGAGUACGGCAUAAAACACCAAUCAAAUAAAUAAAUAAAACACUGUAGGCGGAUGUUUUCCCCAGACAACAGCUUUGU